CUCAUACAUUUGAGGGACAAUGCCUAUAAAUUCAGGAACAGAUUUCGGAUUUCCAAAUUAUUCUCUCAUAAGAAUUCUGUUUAUCCAUAUCUCACGCCUUUCGCGCGUUCAUAAUUAUCGCCGGAAAAUAAUUUUGAAUUCCAUUUGGAAGGUAGCGUAAUUAUGGUAAGCAUCGCCGCGGAAAUGAAAGUGAAAGCAAAUUCUCCGUUUUCAUGCCCCGGCGAAGGCGGCGAAAUGCCGGAACUCGACGUUCAAAUUAUUACUUCUGGUGGCCUACGCAUUCCUGCUCAUUCUAGCGUCCUGGCUUCAGCAUCGCCGGUGCUGGGUAGCAUGAUUAAGAGACCGCAAAAGCACCGGAUCUCCAAGCAGAAAAUUCCGAUUCUUGGCGUUCCUCCGGACGCCGUUUCUGUGUUCAUGCAAUUUCUAUAUUCGUUCGAGUGUAGUGAGAAGCAGCUGGAGAAGUACGGGAUUCACCUGCUGGCGUUAUCGCACGUAUACUUGGUACCACUGUUGAAGCAGAGAUGUACAAGAGCGUUGUCGGAGGGGUUGACGAUUGAGAACGUGGUGGAUGUACUACAGCUUGCUCGACUCUGCGAUGCACCUGAUCUUUACCUCAGGUGUAUGAAGUUGUUGUCUAAUAAUUUCAAGGCUGUUGAACAGACAGAAGGGUGGAAGUUUCUGCAAAAUCAUGAUCCUUCUGUUGAACUCCAAAUCUUACAAUUCAUGGAUGAAGCAGAAUCUAGGAAAAAGAGGAUAAGGAGGCACAGACAGGAGCAGGGAUUGUAUUUACAGCUAAGUGAAGCGAUGGAUUGUCUGGAGCACAUAUGCACAGAAGGGUGCACAAGUGUGGGGCCUUACGAUAUGGAUCCUAGCAAGAAUAUGGAUCCAUGUAGCAAGUUUUCGACCUGCCAUGGUCUUCAACUCCUGAUUAAGCAUUUUGCAGCUUGUAAUAAGAGGGUUAACGGUGGUUGUUUGCGCUGUAAGCGAAUGUGGCAGCUCCUUAGAUUGCACUCCUCAAUUUGCGACUAUCCUGAUGAAUGCAGAGUGCCCCUGUGCAGGCAGUUCAAAUUGAAAGUGCAACAAGAUGGAAGAGGAGCGGAUGCUAGGUGGACAUUACUAGUAAGGAAGGUGGUAUCAGCCAAAACUAUAUCUUGCUUGACUUUGCCCAAGCAGAAGAGAGGAGAAAACUUGAACAACCCAAAAUCAUCAUGACAUUAGAAGCUUCAAAUUAUAGAAGUAAUCUCAAAUAGAUACAAAAGUUUCUUGAAAUGGAAUGUGAAAAUCAUGUGUAGUAAGUCUCAGAAAUUGUGUUUAGUUCUUUAUAACCUGUAAAUGAAAGUUGAUUGGUUUGCUUAAUAGUUUAGUUAUUUUGGCCUGCUGUAUCCCCCUUUUGUCGUGUUGGGUGGGCUAGCCAUGAAGUAGUUUGUGAUCAAAAUAUAAUGCUUGUGGAUGAGUGGUUUCUUGUCAAUCUGCUUUUCUCCAUUUAUAAUGUAAAUAUGGUGAAGUUACUUGAAUUAUUUUGGACAUUGAGGUU
Olea europaea var. sylvestris is the source of this 1534-nucleotide messenger RNA. Its product is annotated as BTB/POZ and TAZ domain-containing protein 1-like. Lineage: Eukaryota; Viridiplantae; Streptophyta; Magnoliopsida; Lamiales; Oleaceae. Gene Ontology annotation, molecular function: protein binding. Bases 163 to 1212 code for a protein of 349 amino acids. The transcript has 5 exons. The record is from RefSeq and is a predicted model, not a curated record. Gene Ontology annotation, cellular component: nucleus.